AUGUCCACUACAGCCAGACCCCUUAAUGACGAUGAAGUCUUUAACGAAAUGAAGAAGAUGGUUGCCUUCAUCAAACAAGAAGCCGUUGAAAAGGCCAGAGAAAUCAAAGUCAAGGCCGACGAAGAAUUCAAUAUUGAAAAGGCUAAAAUUGUUCGUCAAGAAUCCUUGAAUAUUGAGUCUGUCUUUGAACGCAAAAUCAAGCAAGCCGAAGUUCAAAAGAGAAUUGCUCAAUCCAACCAUAUCAACAAAACACGUCUUCGUAUCCUUCAAGAGCGUCAACAAGUGCUUGAUGAUCUCUUCGAAGAGACAGACAAGCGUAUUCAUGAAGUCUCUGAAGAUCAAGACCGAUAUGCAACAUUGCUUGAAGGUCUUAUUCUUCAGGGUAUUUAUUCCCUUAUGGAAGACCAAGUUGUCAUCCGUUGUCGUGAACAAGAUGUUGAUCAAGUAAACAGUGCUGCUGAAAGUGCUGCCGAUAAAUACGAAGAAACCAUGAAAACUCGACCUUCUUUUACGAUUGAUGAAGAAUACCUUCCUUCCUCUAAGUAA
Gilbertella persicaria is the source of this 546-nucleotide messenger RNA. Its product is annotated as ATP synthase subunit. NCBI's taxonomy places the organism in Eukaryota, Fungi, Mucoromycota, Mucoromycetes, Mucorales, Choanephoraceae. The transcript is spliced from 5 exons. Gene Ontology annotation, cellular component: proton-transporting two-sector ATPase complex, catalytic domain. The coding region runs from base 1 to 546 and encodes 181 amino acids. The record is from RefSeq and is a predicted model, not a curated record. Gene Ontology annotation, biological process: proton transmembrane transport. Gene Ontology annotation, molecular function: proton-transporting ATPase activity, rotational mechanism.